This is a messenger RNA of Lingula anatina, 892 nucleotides long. RefSeq names its product copper transport protein ATOX1-like. Gene Ontology annotation, biological process: copper ion transport. Lineage: Eukaryota; Metazoa; Brachiopoda; Lingulata; Lingulida; Lingulidae. Gene Ontology annotation, cellular component: cytosol. The record is from RefSeq and is a predicted model, not a curated record. Gene Ontology annotation, molecular function: copper chaperone activity; metal ion binding.
GCUAUCUCUUCCGCCCAAACAGGAAAUCCUUGUUUUGACGAAACCCGGAAAUACAAUAUACCAGCAUGGCACAGGUCCACGAGUUUGACAUGGCGAUGACAUGUGACGGCUGCGCCAAUGCAGCAAAGAGAGUGCUGGGAAAACUUGGAGAUGAUGUGACCCUUGUGGAGACGGAUGUGGAGGCCAAGAAAGUGUUUGUGACAUCCACACUUCCUUUUGAAAAACUCCUAGAGGCACUUAAAAAGACAGGGAAGGAAAUAAAUUAUGUGGGAGUAAAAAAUUAACCUGCUAUGCCCAAGGAAAUACUGAAAAAUACAGAUAAUUAUUACUAAUGAGAUGGAUACAGUAAAGAUGGAGUCUUAUUUUGCUGUUACAAUCAAUGUGGAGGCACACCAUUGCAUCUGCUGACAAUUAUAGUAAAAUUUUAGCACAAAGUCUCAUAUCAAGGCUUAGGAACUGAUAUAUAUUCAGCUAGUAUUGACAAUUGAGUUGAAGCCUUGGGUUAUAUACCAUAUAAGUUCCAUUGGCUCAUAUUCAAAUCAGUGACCAUCCAUGUUUAUGAAAAUUAAUAACUAAUUAACUGGUUAAAUUAUUAACUGGGUUUCUUGCAUUGAUUGUAAAAGAGGUAGAGGUUUAACGUUUUUUCCCCUCAUUAACAGAAAUGGCACAGUUAAAAUUUAUUCAUUGAUUAUCACAGUUGAAAUGCUUGAAAAAGGAAAAAGUGCAAUUUUACAAUAAUAUAUUGUAUGUAGAGUUGAGUAGAUUUAUGAAAAUACAUUCCUUAAGUAAUUAAGUAAUGACUAUUUUAUGCUGAACCUGAUGUUUUGCCACUUUUAAUCUCAUAUUAUUUUGACCAAAAUUAACAAAAUUCAAAUAAAAUUUUUUCUCUUAC